GGGGAGGACAGCGUGGCAGAGACAGACGGGACGCGCCGCGCCCCGCCUCCCGGUCCGGUCCCUCUCUGCGGUGAGGGGAAAGAGAGGCUCACUGCACACUCACUGUAUCUUGAAUGCUGUUACUUCUGAGUGUUUGAGAAAUGAGUCUUCAGAAACAGUGCUCACCACCCCACCCCGAUAUUUAACAUUCCAGUAGAAGUGGGGGAAGACACACGAUAAUGUAGCUUUGCUAAGGAUUCAGAAGCUAAGCAGAAAUGAGCCUAACAUCCUGGUUUUUGGUGAGCAGUGGAGGCACUCGCCACAGGCUGCCACGAGAAAUGAUUUUCGUUGGAAGAGACGACUGUGAGCUCAUGCUUCAGUCCCGAAGUGUGGAUAAACAACAUGCAGUAAUCAAUUAUGAUGCAUCUAUGGAUGAACAUUUGGUGAAAGAUUUAGGCAGCCUAAAUGGGACCUUUGUGAAUGAUGUAAGGAUACCAGAGCAGACGUACAUCACUUUGAAGCUUGAAGAUAAGCUGAGAUUUGGAUAUGAUACAAAUCUCUUCACUGUAGUACGAGGAGAAAUGAGGGUCCCUGAAGAAGCUCUUAAGCACGAGAAGUUUACCAUUCAGCUUCAAUUGUCCCAGAAGUCUUCAGAAUCAGAAUUACCAAAAUCAGCAAGUGCCAAAGGCACAGACUCAAAAGUGGAGGCUGCUGCAGAAGUGCAGCCCAGAGCCACAGAAGCACUGAAAUCUGAAGAGAAACCCAUGGAUGUCUCUGCUAUGCCCCGAGGCACUCCAUUAUAUGGGCAGCCGUCCUGGUGGGGAGACGCCGAGGAGGAUGAACAAAGAGCUUUCAAGGCCAAUGGCAAGCCUGAGGGAAAAAGUCAGGAAGCUGGGGCUUCAGGGUGCAGCACAGAGGCCAAGCACGUGGAGGGACAGUCUGCGGCUGCAAGUGAAGAAGCACUUUUUCCCUUCUGUAGGGAGCCAAGUUAUUUUGAAAUUCCUACAAAAGAAUUCCAGCAGCCAUCACAAAUAGCAGAGAGCACUAUUCAUGAGAUUCCAACAAAAGACACACCAAGUUCCCAUACAGCAGGUGCAGGGCAUGCUUCAUUUACCAUUGAAUUUGAUGACAGUACGCCAGGAAAAGUAACUAUUAGAGACCAUGUGACAAAAUUCACUUCUGACCAGCGCCACAAGUCAAAGAAGGCCUCUCCAGGAACUCAAGACUUGCCAGGAAUUCAGACAGGAAUGAUGGCACCAGAAAAUAAAGUAGCUGACUGGCUAGCCCAAAACAACCCUCCUCAAAUGGUGUGGGAAAGAACAGAGGAGGAUUCCAAGAGCAUUAAAAGUGAUGUUCCUGUGUACUUGAAAAGGUUGAAAGGAAACAAACAUGAUGAUGGUACACAGAGUGAUUCAGAGAAUGCUGGGGCACACAGGCGCUGUAGCAAGCGUGCAACUCUGGAGGAACAUUUACGCCGCCAUCACUCAGAGCAGAAAAAGAAGGCCCAGUCCACCGAGAAGCAUCAAGAACAGGCUGCUACUAGCUCUACGCAUCACAGAGGGGGGCAUGGUGUUCCACAUGGGAAAUUGUUAAAACAGAAAUCAGAGGAGCCAUCGGUGUCACUACCCUUCCUACAAACUGCAUUAUUAAGAAGUUCAGGGAGUCUUGGGCACAGACCAAGCCAGGAGAUGGAUGUAAUGUUAAAAAAUCAAGCUACUUCUGCCUCUUCAGAAAAGGAUAAUGAUGAUGACCAAAGUGACAAGGGUACUUAUACCAUUGAGUUAGAGAAUCCCAACAGUGAGGAGGUGGAAGCAAGAAAAAUGAUUGACAAGGUAUUUGGAGUAGAUGACAAUCAGGAUUAUAAUAGGCCUAUUAUCAAUGAAAAGCAUAAAGGUCUCAUAAAAGACUGGGCUCUCAACUCUGCUGCAGUAGUAAUGGAAGAAAGAAAGCCAUUGAGUACACCUGGGUUUCAUAACUCAGAGGAAGCCAUAUCUUCAUCUGGAAGCAAACGUUGGGUUUCACAAUGGGCUAGUUUGGCUGCUAAUCAUACAAGGCAUGAUCCAGAAGAAAGGUUAAUGGAAUUGUCUGCAACUGUAGAAAACGAGACAGAUACUGGUGACGCUGGUGUUUCCCUAAGAAGUACUAGUUGUACAACUUCCUUGGCUAGUCAGGGAGAGAGGAAGAGGCGAACUCUUCCCCAGCUCCCAAAUGAAGAGAAGCUACUCGAGAGCUCCAGAGCGAAGGUCGUUCCACAGAGGUCAGAGAUAGGAGAAAAGCAAGACACGGAACUGCAGGAAAAAGAAGCCCAGGUAUACCAAAGCGAGAAGCACGAUGCAGACCGAGGCCUGAGUAAAAUGAGCAGGGCAGUCAAUGGUGAGAGUCCUAAAACUGGUGGAGAUGGUAAAGCCCUCCUUCACUCAGGAAGCUCAUCUAGCAAGGAGAAGAGUGAGACGGAAAAGGAAACUUCUUUGGUAAAACAAACAUUGGCUAAAAUGCAGCAGCAAGAGCAAAAGGAGCAGGCCCAGUGGACUCCUACUAAGUUUCCUUCAAAAAAUGCUUUAGGCCAUAUAGAUAAAUGUAGGGAGGAAUCUUCUAAGCAAGAGUCCCAACUCUUAGAAAAAGUUUCAGGACAUUCUACGAGCAAAGGAGACAGAGUAAUACAAAAUGAAAGCAAGAGAAGAAAAGCUGAGGAAAUUCCAAAAUGCCAGGCCUCAAAAGGAGACAAGAAAGAGUCUUCCAAAUCGUUAGUGCGCCAAGGGAGUUUCACCAUAGACAAGCCCAGUUCCAACAUCCCCAUAGAACUUAUCCCCCAUAUCAAUAAGCAGAAUUCAUCUGUACCCACUGCCUUAGCACUGACGUCUGCAAGUAGACUCCGAGAAAGGAGUGACUCUUUGGAUACUGAUUCUAGCAUGGACACAACCUUGAUUCUAAAAGACACAGAAGCAGUGAUGGCUUUUCUAGAAGCUAAACUGCGAGAAGAUAAUAAUAAAACUGAUGAAGGCCCAGAUACUCCCAGUUACAAUAGAGACAAUUCAAUUUCCCCAGAGUCUGAUGUAGACACAGCCAGUACAAUUAGUCUGGUUACUGGAGAGACAGAAAGAAAGUCCACGCAAAAGCGGAAGAGUUUCACUAGUCUCUAUAAAGACAGGUGUUCCACGAGUUCCCCAUCCAAAGAUGUUACUAAGUCAGGCAGUAGGGAGAAAAUUGAAAAGAAAGCAAAAAGCCGCUCUGCAGAUAUAGGUGCAAGAGCAGAUGGUCGCAAAUUUGUGCAGUCCAGUGGAAGAAUCCGGCAGCCUUCCAUAGACUUAACAGACGAUGACCAGACCUCUAGUGUGCCUCAUUCUGCUAUUUCUGACAUUAUGUCAUCUGACCAGGAAACAUACUCCUGCAAAUCUCAUGGACGGACUCCACUUACCUCAGCCGAUGAACACAACAUACAUUCCAAACUGGAGGGAGGCAAAGCAACAAAGUCUAAGACUUCUCCUGUUGCCUCUGGUUCAACAAGCAAAUCCACUACUCUCCCAAGGCCACGGCCCACCCGGACUUCCCUCCUGCGAAGAGCCCGGCUUGGUGAAGCUUCUGACAGUGAACUUGCUGAUGCUGACAAAGCAUCUGUUGCUUCUGAAGUGUCCACUACAAGUUCCACAUCAAAACCACCCACAGGAAGGCGAACCAUCUCUAGGAUUGAUUUAUUGGCUCAGCCUCGAAGAACAAGACUUGGCUCAUUAUCUGCCCGUAGUGACUCUGAAGCAACAAUUUCAAGAAGCAGCGCAUCUGCACGCACCGCAGAAGCUGUCAUUAGGAGCGGAGCCAGGCUAGUGCCAUCAGAUAAACUUUCUCCUAGAACUCGAGCUAACAGUAUCUCUCGGCUCUCCGACUCCAAGGUCAAGAGCAUGAGCUCCACUCACGGCUCUCCUUCAGUAAAUUCAAGAUGGAGGCGCUUUCCUACUGAUUAUGCUUCCACCUCAGAAGAUGAAUUUGGAUCAAACCGUAAUUCCCCUAAACAUACUCGUCUACGUACUUCUCCAGCCCUGAAAACCACUCGCAUGCAGAGUACUGGAUCAGCAAUGCCUGCUAGUUCUUCAUUCAAGCACCGAAUUAAAGAACAGGAAGAUUAUAUCCGAGAUUGGACUGCCCAUCGAGAAGAGAUAGCCAGGAUCAGCCAAGAUCUUGCUCUCAUUGCUCGGGAGAUCAACGACGUAGCAGGAGAAAUAGAUUCAGUGACUUCCUCAGGCACGGCCCCGAGUACCACAGUAAGCACUGCAGCCACCACCCCUGGCUCUGCCAUAGACACUAGAGAAGAGUUGGUUGAUCGUGUUUUUGAUGAAAGUCUCAACUUCCGAAAGAUACCUCCAUUAGUUCAUUCUAAAACACCAGAAGGAAACAACGGUCGGUCUGUUGACUCGAGGCCUCAGCCAGCCGAGCAUCCUGAUCACUUAACAAUUACAAGACGGAGAACCUGGAGUAGGGAUGAAGUCAUGGGAGAUAAUCUGCUAUUGUCAUCAGUCUUUCAGUUCUCUAGGAAGAUUAGACAAUCCAUUGAUAAAACAGCUGGGAAAAUCAGAAUAUUGUUUAAAGACAAAGACCGGAACUGGGAUGACAUAGAAAACAAGCUAAGAGCUGAAAGUGAAGUCCCUAUCGUUAAAACUUCAAGCAUGGAGAUUUCUUCUAUUUUACAGGAGCUUAAAAGAGUUGAAAAACAGUUGCAAGUGAUAAAUGCCAUGAUUGACCCAGAUGGGACUUUGGAGGCUCUUAACAACAUGGGAUUUCCCAAUGCUAUCCUGCCAUCUCCACCAAAACAGAAGUCCAGCCCUGUUAAUAACCACAGCAGCCCUAGUCAGACGCCAGCACUUUGCCCACCAGAAACUAGAGCCCUACACCCUGCUGCUGCGGGAGUGGCAGCAGCAGCCUCCACUGAGUUUGAGAAUGCUGAAUCUGAGGCUGAUUUCAGUAUCCAUUUCAAUAGGUUCAACCCUGAUGGGGAAGAGGAGGAUGUUACAGUACACGAAUGACGUUUCCUUAUUUGUUAGAGACAUUACCCAUGGAGUAAGUAGGGGCAUUGGAAGCAGCAUAAUGUUGACAUACAAAACAAGAGAGCUUGGUCAGCAACAAUCUUGUUAUCUUUGUCUUCUUGAUUUAUUUAUUUAUUUUUACUUCUAAUGUGUCACACCAGUCUUUUCAAACCACUCAGACAGCCACUUGAAGCACACUCAGCAGAGGCAGCUUAUAUCGGCUUCGCCUUUUGUGGUUCUGUGAUUUUCAGAUGAAAUCAUAUCAUUUCAUCCUUUCCCUUCAUAGUUUUUUUUUGUUGUUGUUUGUUUGUUUUAAGCCAUGCUGUGACCUACAAACAAACUAAAAUAUCCACAUUUCUGAGCCCCUGUGUCUCCUGUGCCAAGCUGCCCCCUGAGAUGAACUUUGGCACCCGCUGUACAGAUUGUUAAACCUUUCAAUUUGCUUCUUAAUACUAGGGUUUAUAUUAUUCCUCACAGUCACUGGACACAGCGCCGCCCUGCUCUGUAGAGUGAAGCAGACCCUCCACAGCAGCCGUCCUGCGUUCUAAGACUUUCCAACAUAGUGUGAUUUAUAACUGUUGCUAAGUAACUUGUCUUGGGGUUUAUGGAAAUUAAUUAUUAUGUUUGCACUAAGAUUUACUGGGAGUGAUAGAUGGGCGUAUGCAUAUAUCACUAAGGACUGACAUUUGUACAUAGGAAGUUGACAAUACUGUAUUGUUUUAACCCCACAGUGUUUUACUCCACUUUUCAUACAAAGCUAUUUGGCACUUUUCUUUUUUUCCUUUUUUUCUUUUCUUCUGUUUUUCUUUUUAAGGAAAUACGAUUUUGUCUCUCCUUUUAGAUUAAAUUGCUAGGAAGGUUAAAUUUGACAGAUAGUUUAGGUGGAGUAUAUUUUUAAAAUUAAGAACAUGUAUAUUUGUCCUGUGUUACCAAGUUUUUAUGUUACAGAAAUGCCCCUCAAAUGAUCAUGAGGUUAAUUUUUCUUCAUUAGGAGACGUGAAGAUCAGUAGUUGUGAGAGUAGUUGAUAGUUGCACUCCCAGUCAUUGAAUUGCUUCUGUGUUUCCCUGUAGGUCCAUAGUAACCCUUUGUCAGUCUUACACAUUUGUAAGGACCCUGCAAGACAGCAACAACGACUAAGGCUUUGGGCUUAUCGCUACUAAAAAGAAAGCCUGUGAAAAAUAUCUUCUCUAAACUUGGUUUUUGUUACUGUUUUGUUUUCUUUCCAGUAAGCUCACAUUUCAAUAAGUUUUUAAAUAAAGGAAUUAUUUUUGUGUUUCCAGAACACUAUAAUUUGGGUGAAUCUUAAUUCUUUUAAAUAUAUUAAUAGGCCUGGAUUUACUCAAAGGCUCUAAGUCUAUAAAGAGUAAACUGCAGCUUUGUGAUGUGGUCUUUGAUAUCUUAGCAAUAACCUACGCUACAUUUGUUUUAAGGAAAAGGUAACUGCUCUUCAAGGUUUUUUUUUUUUUAGGAUCUAAGAAAUCCUAUGAUGUUGGAUCAGUUAAUAAAAAUGCAAAAUGUUUUUGUAAGAUGUAAAACAUAAGUCUGCUGUGUAAUGGAUCUCAUAUUUUUCUUUAAAUUAAAAAACAGAAAAGGAUUUGUUCUCCUUGUAAAGCUAAAUUCACAGCUCUCAUGAAGUAAAACUUCAAAAGGAUUUUAACAAAUGUAAAAGGGAAGUGAGAUGCUUUGAAGGAACAAACAAAACAUCGAAGCAGGGUCAGUCCAUUUCAAGAAAAAGUUAUGCAUAAUAAUCAUGAUUGUUCCCCCCUUUAGUUAACGUUUGGUACUGAGUCUAUCUACAUGAAGAAUACAAGAUAAGGAGUCUAAGAAGGUAUUAAAUUAUCUACUUACGUUAUUGUUUGUUUACACAGUUUUGUUCAAUUAUAAACAUUUGGCCUUUUACUAUGUUAUUUUUAUUUUAUAUGAAUACAUUCUCCUUAUUUAUUUUUGUUACAUUUAUUACUUUAUUUUGUUAUGCAUUUACAACUCCAUUUUUAAAUAAAGUGUUUCUGGAACUUUAUGCAAUGAUCAUAGAUUUCAUGUCUUUUACCAUGUGAUAUAUUUUCAUUUAUAAAUUUACCAAACAACUUUUUAUAAAGGAACCUUCCAGUUUUAAUAACUAUAUGAUCAUCCAAAACAGUAUUCUUAAUGGAUUACUAACAAAUGUAAUACAAUAGCUUAAUACUCUAGUGUAACAUAUGUUCAUGGAUGUGUGCAUGUGCACAUACAAGCACACACAUGCAUGCACACAAACACACACACAAGUUAUUUGUAGUCAGCCUUGAGUCAUCCAAAAGCUUUCUGACAGUAGUAUAUCGGGGAAACAAAGGAGAAGUUUAAAUAUCUUGAACAUCUUCAAUUUAAAAAAUAUCAAUUUAGACUUUUUUUCAUUCUCAGUGGGUCUCAAGAGUCUUGAAUGUCUCCGUUAUUAAUCAAUAGCAAGAAUUUCACAGCUUGAUUGUGUGGCUUUCCAUAUUCUAACCCUGUUACAUGCUGCUUCUCAGUAUAAUUUCUGCCUGCUCUUCCACCCUGCACUGUUUACCCACAGCCCUGCCAUUCCUCAGACCCUACCUACAUCUUCACAAAACUUCCUUCUUUGAUACCAUAGCAAGUGUCUUGUAUACUUUCAUUUCCCCUCUUCAUAUGACACAUGUGUAUGUACUUCUCUUACGUCACUGCAGGUGUUUCCUGGGUAGAACGCCAUACUUCUGUGCCAUUGAACUUCCUUUGUGUCCUUGGCCUUGUCUUUUCCAGGGUAGACAUCCUGUUCAGCUUCUGCAUCCUCUAACUUCCUUCUUGUCCUUGGACCUGUUUGCUGUGUCUCUGGCAGGAACAACUCUUGAGGGAUUUCAGUUGAAUGUUUUGAGAUCCAGACCUAUUCCUGUGAAUGUGGUCCUUCAACUCUGAUCUAUAAAAUGAGAGCUUCAUCUUAUCUAAGGUUCUUGUAGUUCAAGGGACUAUGAAAUAAUGCUUCAAAAACACUGCAAGGUUCUUAUAUAUAAACUCACUGAAGUCGCCUAACCCAUCAGAUUCAGUUUUGCCCAGACCUAAUCCAUUCUGUAGCUACUGUCUUAACAUACUAAGCAGUAUACUCAUCAGAAGUAAACGGUCCUUGAUCCUACACUGAGAGGGUGAAAAGCCCAUUUUCCUCUAGUACCAUAAGUCAUACUCCUGUUGCCCCUUGGCUGAUCUUAAAGGGAAUACACACUGCUCUGUAUGCUCAGAUUCCUUUUGAUUCAUUUUCAUUCUCAUCAGGUUGUAGGAACUUUGUAGCCCUUCUCUUCCCUGUUUGCUUUCCUGUGUGCUCUUGAUUCACUGACACCUGCUAUGCCACAGUCCAGUUAGGUCUUAAACACGGUCAGAGGCUCCCCAGAGCUGUGGUGGUACCACCCAUGUCUGAGAUACUCUGUUGGACCUGUAGUUGCAUGCAAAUUACAGAUCUCCAGGAAAUAGUCCACAACAUGUCUAAGUUUGGGAAACCUUUAUGUUAUUUGAAUGUGAGAGUGGCCAGUACAACAGGAAUCUAGAAGGAAUAUCUGAGCCUCAUAGCUGUAUAUUCAAAGUUUUGUUUAAGUUCCCUGAGCCGAGCUAAAUCACUUCUCCCCCCCCCCCUCCCUUCCAAAUGCAGUUUCCCAAACCAUAAAGCCAGUCCCUUGCUGAUGCCUAUAUGUAGCUGAUGUUGCCACCUGGAGCCAUUGCUUGUUGGAAUGUUCACUGCUCUGCAUUGCUCAUAUGCAUACGGAAACAUGCAGUAAACAUUUGUUCCCUGAAAUCUUCUUAGUUUCACCAUACUGUUCAAGCUAUUGCAAAGUCCUAUUCUGAAGUGGAUGGACGUUUGUAGUUUUAAGGUAUGUAGUAUUAGAUCUAGAAUUGGCAGAUAUUACAUUUAAUUCAACUGCUUCAUAUUUGAGGUAGUUGAGGCACAAAUGUAGAAAAGAGUACGGCCCUGUUGGGCAGUUUACCAAGAGUGUUAGCUGCAUUAUCCCCACGACUCUUGAGUUUCUCUGUUAGAGAUGAAGGAACCUGCAAUAAGAGAAUAAGUUUUGCCAGACGGUGGUGGUGCACGCCUUUAAUCCCAGCACUCGGGAGGCAGAGGCAGGCAGAUUUCUGAGUUCGAGGCCAGCCUGGUCUGCAAAGUGAGUUCCAGGACAGCCAGGGCUAUUCAGAGAAACCCUGUCUUGAAAAAAACAAAAACAAAAACAAAACAAAACAAAACAAAAAAACAUAAAAAAAAAAGAAGAAGAAAGAGAGAGAGAGGAUAAGUUUCCCCAGUAGUCCAAUUAGGAUUUGACUUAUGUAUUCAGAUUGUUCAUGGUCACCCACCACUAGUUUUCAACUUAAAGAGCUGCUAAACUUGAGCAAGCUGACCCAAUACUCAACCACCCUUACAUGCCACAGCCCCAGCCCCAGAAAAAGUCCUUCUUUUGGAACAGAAGCCGGAAAUCCUGCUGUUUCUUAUAAACAGAUGAAAGAGUGAACCAGCUCCUACAGAGCUGAAUGUUGAGUCCUACAGAGCUGAAUGGUGAGAGCUCUGUCUGUGGAGGAACUACCUCUUGUUUUAAAAGUGAAAGCCAGAACUGUGACAGAAAACUGGUAGCCCUGGAUCAAGGCUGUCACCAGAAAUGUGCUUGCAGCAUUUCCCACAUAUCCCUGGACAAGGUGAAUUAAGAGGAACUAUCCCUUGGGACUAGGUGAGAUGCAGCUAAAACUACUUGGAGGUGGGAGGAGGAGGAAUUAAUGCCAGUGCUUCUUGCAGAUACAAAUAGCAUAGGGGUUCCAGUGUCACUUUACAAUACUCAGGGUAGUGGCAAUAGAUUUUCAUUGAAAAAAAAAAAAAGUUUUGAAUGAGAUUAAUACAAACACUGUUACAUCGUUUUGUUUACAGCUUCUAUGCCCCACCCCCAAGUCUCCAGAGCUUUGACUUUGCCUACUUCCUUCUUGAGUAGAGCCUCCUCGGUAACCAAAAGAAGUCCCACUGCACUCAGUCCAGUUCCUCAGACUUGAGUUGGCCACAGGAUGCAUGGGUGAACUGCCAUAUCUGUGCUCCAUUGCCAGUCCAUGAUUGUAUACUGAGUCUCUUAAGAAAAACACCAAUUGACAUUGAGUUACCCUGCAAAACUUCAUAAUGUGCCCAGUUAUCAUGGCACACACCAGAGGCAAAGGUAGGAGAAUCUCUGUGAGUUUGAGAUCAGCCUGAUCUACAAUGUGAGUUUCAGACAACCAGGGCUACACAGAGAAAAUAAACAACAAACAACAAAACCUUCAUAACGUAUAACAGGAGGAGGGUUUUUUUUUUAAGACAAAGAUGGUACCAUGGUAUCAGAAAAUAGUGUAUAAAUUCCUUUUAAAAUUGUAGUUUGUCCUACAAUGCAGUCAUUUACUUUGCAAGAGGAAUCUCUCAUCCAUGAAAAGGCAUACACAGUGCUUAUAGGAAUAGUAUUUAUAAUAGCCAGAACCUAGAAAUGUAAUCCGUGUUCACCAACAAAGAAGCAAUUACACAGUCAUAGAAUGAAGUUCUGUUCAGCAAUGGGAAGGAAUAAGCCAGCUACAGACAUAUGUGGUGGUAUCAGUUUAAGAACAUGCAGAAAGAAGCUGACCCAGCAGAGAACAGGACCUAGCUCAUAUAAUUCUAGGAAACUUGAAGCCAGUAGCCACUGAGCACAGAUAGGAGAUUGGAAAAAUAUAAAAAAGGAAAUAAAAUAUAAAAGAGGAACCUAUAGGGUUGCAGACCCCUUUAUCACCUUGGGUACUUUCUCUAGCUCCUCCACUGGGGGCCCUGUGUUCCAUCCAAUAGAUGACUGUGAGCAUCCACUUCUGUAUUUGCCAGGCACUGGCAUAGCCUCACAAGAGACAGCUAUAUCAGGAUCCUGUCAGCAAAAUCUUGCUGGCAUAUGCAAUAGUGUCUGGGUUUGGUGGCUGUUUAUGGGAUGGAUCCCCAGGUGGGGCAGUCUCUGGAUGGUCCUUCCUUCUGUCUCAGAUCCAAACUUUUUCUCUGUAACUCCCUCCAUGGGUGUCUUGUUCUGCCCUUCUAAGAUGGAUAGAAGUAUCUAUGGUCUUCCUUCUUCUUGAGUUUCAUGUGUUUUGCAAAUUGUAUCUUGGGUAUUCUAAGUUUCUGGGCUAAUAUCCACUUAUCAGUGAGUGCAUAUCAUGUGAGGUUUUUUGUGAUUGGGUUACCUCACAGGAUGAUACCCUCCAGAUCCAUCCAUUUGCCUAAGAAUUUCAUAAAUUUAUUGUUUUUAAUAGCUAAGUAGUACUCCAUUGUGUAAAUGUACCACAUUUUCUGUUAGAUUAUAGUUUUUAAAAUCCACUUAACUUUUUUUUUCCUUAGGCAGGGUAUCAUGUAGCUCAGGCUGGCUUCCAAUUCACUAUGCAGCAGAGGCUGGCCUUGAACUCGUGAUCUUCCUUCCUUCAUUCCCAAGUGCUAAGAUUACGGGUGUACACACCACAUGGAGUCUAACUGCCCCUUCCUCAAACAAGAGACAACACUGGACAUCUGCAUGUCCUAUAUCUAUCAUCAUUUGGGGAGCAAGUUAUAGACGUCUGGUUUUGGGUGCUGUUUUUCAUUCCUAUGUGAAAAUGUUAUAUGAAAUAAACACGGUGAUUAAAGAUU
Mus musculus (house mouse) is the source of this 11599-nucleotide messenger RNA. It is a transcript of the gene Cep170, whose product is annotated as centrosomal protein 170. Gene Ontology annotation, cellular component: spindle; centrosome; centriole. The coding region runs from base 255 to 4991 and encodes 1578 amino acids. The transcript is spliced from 21 exons. NCBI's taxonomy places the organism in Eukaryota, Metazoa, Chordata, Mammalia, Rodentia, Muridae. The record is from RefSeq and is a predicted model, not a curated record.